UCCAAGGCUAGGGGAAGGCGAAGUCACGAGUUUCCUCAUUGUCCCAGCGACGCAGUUUCGAUGCCACCUCGCGGCCUCUUUCCCGCGAUUAUGCUUGCUGCCGGCCAUCUCGCCAGUCCCCCACCACGACGACCGUCGUCGCACGACGACGACGUCUUGCCAGUCUGUUUCGUCUUGCACGACGUCGCAGCGAGGCGCGUCCCUCUAGCUCCGAGCUCGAGUCGAUACCAUCCUCAGCCUUCACCGCUGGAGCUUCUCUGGAGUAUAAAAGGAGGCAUGCGAUAGCCAUGAUUUAUCGCUCACAGCAUUCGAGGCCACUGCCAUCUCAAUUCCACCUUCAGAGCAAUCUGAGUUUUCGCAAUCUGAGCAUCUUUCAGUGGCUUCGGUUCAGCGCGAUUCUGAUCCGCCCUGAUUUCAAAGGCAUUCCCGGAUAGCGAGCUCACCUGCCGUUUUCCGGCUCCGAAUUUCUCCAUUCUCUGCUGCCUCUCUAACAUCAUGGCGGCCGUCAGCCUGUUGAGGCGUCUCUGCGCUGCAUUGGCAUUCGCAAUGAUCGCUGCUUCCUUCACUCUGCCAGCACUUGCUGACGUCACAUCCACUGGAGUCACAUCCGCUGCUGUCACGUCCGCUGCUAGCCGUGUGGCAAAGCGCGCCAAUGAGGCUCGCAGGCUGCUGCCUGGCGCCAAGGCACGGCAGUUGGGAGAGACAACUUCAGUUGCUGCUGGUAACUGGGCCGGGUCUGACACCACCAGUCCUAGUGGCUGCACCAGCAGCAGUGGUGACACCAGCAGCAGUGGUGACACCAGCAGCAGUGGUGACACCAGCAGCAGCGGCGACACCAGCAGCAGUGGCGAUGGCGGCAGCAACGGUAGCAGCGGUGUGGACGUGGCAGCGAUUCUGGAGGAGCACAACAAGGCGCGGCAGGAAGUGGGCGUGCCGGACCUCGCAUGGGACGAGGGAGUGGCACUCGCAGCGCAGCAGUGGGCAGCUGAGCUCGCUUCCAGUGGAUGCAACCUGGAGCACGGAGGGGCUGACGGACUCGGGCAGAACCUGUACUGGAAGGCACCUGUGCAGCUGAACAGUGCCGAGGACCGGGCGGCAGUGCAGUCGUGGGUGGCAGAGAAGGAGGACUGGACGUACAGUGCCGUGCCGGAGGGGUGUGCGGACGGCAAGCAGUGCGGGCACUACACACAGGUGGUGUGGCGGGAUACCACGCAUGUUGGGUGCGCUGCUGCCCAGUGCGCGGAUGGGGGGGGCAUUUGGGUGUGUGACUACUGGCCGCAGGGGAACAUGAUUGGGUCCACUCCCUACUAGGCAUUUCCUGCGAGGAGGGCUGCUCUGACUAGCCCUGCAAGACGCGCAUGCAAGGGGGUGAUGCGUGGCAAUAAAUAAUCAAGGGGCGUGGAGUGGAAGUGAGACUGUCCCUGCUGUCUUUGUUACGUUUCUGUGUUUGAUGAGUUUAGCAGAGGUGUUUUCUGUUGGUAACUUCACGAGCUAGCGUUAUGUUUCUCCGAUGGA
Closterium sp. NIES-67 is the source of this 1515-nucleotide messenger RNA. NCBI's taxonomy places the organism in Eukaryota, Viridiplantae, Streptophyta, Zygnematophyceae, Desmidiales, Closteriaceae. The record is from the annotation of a GenBank genome assembly.